AUGCAGACGGAUCAGGGCCAUUUCUCGGUGGCUGCCCUCGGGGUGGCCGUCGUUGUCGUCUUCUACGUGCUGAACGUGCUGCAGCGCAAAUGGAAGCAGGCUCGUUUCAUCAAAGAAAACCGCUGCGAAUCCGUCGCCCUCUCCACGGAAAGUCGUCUGUUCGGCAUCAAUCAGCUGCGCGAGAACGUCGACGCGGCCAAGAGCCACCGAUUCCUCACCCUCACGGAGCAGCGAUUCCAGCGCUACGGGUACACAUUCCGUGCGAAGCGGUUCGCCACCUCCUUUGUCAACACCUGCGAGCCCCUGAACAUCAAAACCGUCCUGUCGCUCAAGUUCAAGGACUACAGCCUGGGCGGCCGCAUCGACACCUUUGGCCCGUUGCUGGGUCAUGGCAUCUUCACGGCGGACGGCGAGCACUGGGCGCAGUCGCGGGCGAUGGUGCGCCCCAAUUUCGUCAAGGAGCAAGUCGCCGACCUGGAGAAGUUCGAGGAGCUCAUGCAGGGCCUGCUGGAGCUGAUCCCGACGGACGGAUCGACGGUUGACCUGCAGGAUCUGUUCUUCUGCUACACGAUCGAUUCCGCGACGGAGUUCCUCUUCGGCCACAGCGUGCAGAGCCUGCAGAAGCGCCUGUCGGGCGUGUCGCUCGACGAGAACGAUUUCGCCUCCGCCUUCAACUACGCCCAGGACGCCAUCGCCCACAAAGCCCGUCUCGGCUUCCUGCGCCGCUUUGUGCGCGACCCCAAGGCCGACCACGCCAACCGAGUGUGCCACGAGCUCGUCGAGCAGUUUGUCGACAAGGCGCUGAAGUACCGCGAACACUACGACGAGGAGAAGGCCGAGGGAGACGAGGCGAAGCGCGCGCGGUAUCUCUUCCUGCAGGGGCUGGCCAAGCAGACGGGCGAUCGGGACCGCAUCCGCGACGAGCUCAUGAACAUCCUCCUCGCCGGCCGCGACACCACCGCGUCGCUUCUGAGCAACAUGUUCUUCAUGCUGGCGCGAAACCCGGAGAUCUGGAACAAGCUGCGCGAGGAGGUUGCGACGCUUGAGGGCCGCGCCCCCACCUACGAGCAGCUGCGCAACCUGACCUAUCUGAAGUACUGUCUGAACGAAUCCCUCCGUCUGCACCCCGUCGUCCCGAUCAACUCGCGUCGAGCUAUCAGGGACACCGUCCUGCCGCUCGGCGGCGGCCCCGACGGCAAAUCCCCCGUCUUCGUGCCUCAAGGUACCAUCGUGACCUACAGCGUGUGGGCGAUGCACCGUCGUGAGGAUCUGUAUGGCCCCGACGCCAGCGAGUUCCGCCCGGAGCGCUGGGCCGACCUGCGUCCGGGCUGGGAGUAUCUGCCGUUCAACGGCGGCCCGCGCAUCUGCGUCGGACAGCAGUAUGCCCUGACUGAGGCGGGCUACGUGACGGUCCGUCUGGCGCAGCAGUUUACGACCCUGGAGAGCCGCGAUCCCGGUCCGUGGGAGGAGGGUCUGACGCUGACGCUGUGCUCGCGCAACGGCACCAAGGUCAGUCUGCGGCGGUAG
Aspergillus terreus NIH2624 is the source of this 1527-nucleotide messenger RNA. Its product is annotated as cytochrome P450. The transcript has 2 exons. The coding region runs from base 1 to 1527 and encodes 508 amino acids. Gene Ontology annotation, molecular function: heme binding; oxidoreductase activity, acting on paired donors, with incorporation or reduction of molecular oxygen, reduced flavin or flavoprotein as one donor, and incorporation of one atom of oxygen; iron ion binding. The record is from RefSeq and is a predicted model, not a curated record. Lineage: Eukaryota; Fungi; Ascomycota; Eurotiomycetes; Eurotiales; Aspergillaceae.